Messenger RNA from Kluyveromyces lactis, 645 nucleotides. It is a transcript of the gene SEC22, whose product is annotated as SNAP receptor SEC22. Gene Ontology annotation, cellular component: SNARE complex; endoplasmic reticulum-Golgi intermediate compartment; Golgi membrane. Gene Ontology annotation, molecular function: SNAP receptor activity. NCBI's taxonomy places the organism in Eukaryota, Fungi, Ascomycota, Saccharomycetes, Saccharomycetales, Saccharomycetaceae. Gene Ontology annotation, biological process: endoplasmic reticulum to Golgi vesicle-mediated transport; vesicle fusion with Golgi apparatus; retrograde vesicle-mediated transport, Golgi to endoplasmic reticulum. The transcript has a single exon. The record is from RefSeq and is a predicted model, not a curated record. The coding region runs from base 1 to 645 and encodes 214 amino acids.
AUGAUUCGUUCUACGUUGAUUUUCAGAGAAGAUGGGUUACCAUUGUGUGCCUCAGUGGAUGAUGACACUGAUCCCAGUUUACAAGAGCAAAAGAAGAAGGUGAAGAUCCUAAUAUCAAGAUUCACUCCGACGUCAGCAAACGAGGCUACAGUGGAAAGUGGUGAUUUCGAGAUCCAUUAUAUCAGAUUGAACACCGUGGUCUAUAUUGUGGUCGCAGAAAGGAACUAUCCACGUAAUUUGGCAUUCUCAUACUUGGCAGAUAUACAACAAGAAUUCGAACACAGUUACGGGGGACAACUCUCGAAAUCGAACGUUAGACCGUAUGAGUUCGUAUCCUUCGACAACUUCUUACAAAAGACCAAGAAAGUUUACAACGACAAAAGAGUACAGGGGAACAUGGACCAAUUGAAUCAGGAUCUAAAAGGUGUCAAACAAAUCAUGACAAAAAACAUCGAAGAUCUAUUGUACAGAGGUGAUUCCUUGGAUAAGAUGAGUGAUAUGAGUGCGUCCCUAAGACAAGACGCUAAAAAGUACAGAGCCUCCGCACAAAAGAUCAACUUCGACCUAUUGAUUAGCCAGUACGCGCCAAUUGCGAUCAUAGCAUUCUUUUUCGUAUUCUUAUUGUGGUGGAUGUUCUUAAGAUGA